Molecule: messenger RNA, 4286 nt
Organism: Syngnathoides biaculeatus (alligator pipefish)
Lineage: Eukaryota; Metazoa; Chordata; Actinopteri; Syngnathiformes; Syngnathidae
Gene: klhl17
Product: kelch-like family member 17
Exons: 12
Coding region: 340-2193 (617 amino acids)
Molecular function (GO): protein binding
Source: RefSeq, a predicted model, not a curated record
CCCACAAUACCCCGGUGCUGUUGGUUGUUUGGUUUAGUGUCAACUGGUGAUGCUGGCUCAAUUUUGUUUAUACCUUAAAAAAAUGUAAUUCCCUGAAAGAUAUGCAGUCGCUCAAAGUCCCCAGGACAAUAUUUAUCAGACGAAUAUGGACCCUUCAGACGAAUAUGGACCGAUAGCCCCACCGCUGUAGCCGAUUUCCGAACAUUCCUGACUGCAACAGCUGCAGGCUCAUCUUCCAUCAUUUCGGGAAAGACACGAAUUGCAAAUAUAACCGCAACAAAGCUACCGUUUCCCAGAGUGCGGCACAGGCACGAGCCGACGGCCGCCAUAGCCGGCGCCAUGAUGGAAGGAGGCAUGCAGCUUCUGAACCGCGACGGCCACAGCAUCUCGCACAACUCCAAGCGCCACUAUCACGACUCCUUCGUGUCCAUGAACAGGAUGCGACAGCGUGGGCUGCUGUGCGAUAUUGUGCUCCACGUCUCCAGCAAAGAGAUCAAGGCACAUAAAGUGGUGCUGGCUUCCUGCAGCCCUUACUUCCACGCCAUGUUUACCAAUGAGAUGUCAGAGAGUCGGCAGACCCAUGUGACACUGCAUGAUAUCGACCCCCAGGCGUUGGAACAGCUCAUUCAGUUCGCCUACACAGCGGAGAUUGUGGUUGGGGAGGGUAAUGUUCAGACGUUGCUUCCGGCUGCGAGCCUGCUGCAACUCAACGGGGUGCGAGACGCCUGCUGCAAGUUCCUCCUCAGCCAGCUGGACCCCUCUAACUGUCUGGGCAUCCGAGGCUUCGCCGACACGCACUCCUGCAGCGAUCUUCUCAAGUCGGCGCACAAGUAUGUCCUGCAGCACUUUGUUGAGGUGUCCAAGACAGAGGAGUUCAUGCUGCUUCCACUAAAACAGGUCCUGGAUCUGAUUUCCAGUGACAAUGUGAAUGUACCAUCUGAAGAGGAAGUCUACCGGGCUGUGCUGAGCUGGGUGAAACAUGACAUAGAUGGCCGCCGGCCACAUGUUCCAUGGGUAGGACUCAUUUCACCCGAUAUGGUUUCUGACUGUAAUCUUACAAAUCAACCUAUCAAAAUUCUGCGGUCCUGUCAGUUGAUGAAGUGCGUGCGGCUCCCACUGCUGAGGCGAGACUUCCUGAUGAGCAACGUGGACACGGAGCUGCUAGUGCGUCAUCACUCCGAGUGCAAGGAUCUUCUAAUCGAAGCUCUCAAGUAUCAUCUGAUGCCUGAGCAGAGAGGCGUGCUCAACAACAGCAGGACACGACCUCGCCGCUGUGAGGGCGCCAGUCCUGUGCUCUUUGCUGUUGGUGGGGGAAGUCUGUUCGCCAUUCACGGAGACUGCGAGGCAUACGAUACCAGGACAGACCGCUGGCACAUGGUGGCGUCAAUGUCCACUCGGCGGGCCCGGGUGGGUGUGGCAGCCAUUGGAAACAGACUGUAUGCUGUUGGCGGGUAUGAUGGGACCUCUGACCUGGCAACGGUGGAGUCAUAUGACCCCAUCACUAACUCCUGGCAGCCUGAAGUUUCCAUGGGAACGCGACGGAGCUGUUUGGGUGUGGCUGUCCUGCAUGGAUUGUUGUAUGCGGCUGGGGGUUACGAUGGAGCUUCAUGUCUUAAUAGUGCAGAGCGUUUUGAUCCUCUGACCAGCACGUGGACUUCGAUCGCUGCCAUGAGCACGCGCAGGCGAUACGUUCGAGUCGCAACUCUAGAUGGCAUCUUGUACGCAGUUGGUGGUUAUGACAGCUCCUCACAUCUUGCAACAGUGGAGAAGUACGAUCCGCAGAGCAACACGUGGACACCCAUUGCCAACAUGCUGAGUCGACGCAGCAGUGCCGGUGUGGCGGUCCUGGACGGCAUGCUGUAUGUGGCAGGCGGUAAUGAUGGCACCAGCUGCCUCAACUCUGUGGAAAGGUUCAACUCCAAGACCAACACCUGGGAGAGCGUGUCUGCCAUGAACAUCCGCAGGAGCACUCACGAUUUGGUGGCCAUGGAUGGCUGGCUGUAUGCUGUGGGAGGUAAUGACGGCAGCUCCAGUCUCAACUCCAUCGAGAAGUACAACCCGCGCAGCAACAAGUGGGUGGCGGCCUCCUGCAUGUUCACGCGCCGCAGCAGCGUGGGCGUGGCUGUGCUGGAGCUGCUCAACUUCCCGCCGCCGUCCUCGCCAACUCUCUCGGUGUCCUCCACUAGCCUUUGACACGGGGUCAUCGCUUGGUCGACCUCAGCCUCCAAUGCUGCACCCCAGACCGGUUCUGGGAAGAGACGUAACUCCUCGGUUUGAGGAGGAGUAGGAGGAGGAAGAACACGAGGAGAGGGGACGGGUAUGACUGCGGCUCUUGGCCGUUUUUAUUAGCACUUUGGUACAGAUUGGUUGCAAAAAUAUAAUCAAAAUAUGAAUUACGACAGAUUUACACUGAAUUCGACUGAGCUACUGCCGCCCCAAAGGUCUAUUUUGUUCAAUGAAAUUGAACAGUUUGCCUUAGUGUCCAACUUGCCCAAUUCACAACCAAGCUCCCUCCCUUCCAGAGUAUAAACAUAUUCCAAAUGAAGAUUGACCAGCCUUUGAUUAAAUCGCACCUUAUUUGCCAACACCUUAAAAUGUAGCGUUUGCAGUAGCACGUUGGUUGCUUGUAACAAACUGUGCAUGUUUAACGACGGCUGGCAGUGACUCCCGAAGUGGGAGGCUAAAAUGAGUUAGUGCUGUUAAUAUCACGCUAGGGGGCACUAACAUGCAAUGUUAGCCCCCACCCCAAUGCCCCACACUCUAAACGCACACUGUGAGACAGCAUGAACAACACAACGCAGGACCAGCCGAGCCCUGGUGCCUAAAUGAAUUAAAAAGUUUUAUGUCACAAAAAGAAACCCCCCCCCAAAAAAUCUGAGGACUUUUAAAGUAUUCAUAAAGAUGUGAAAAUAUUAAUGUUUAACUUUAAAGAUGUCCAGAGAAGAAACGAGAUGAGAUACUUAUUUAAGAGUGCUUCAUUCUAUUUAUGGUAUAUGUGAUGUGGACAUCAUCUAUGGAAAUAAUCAAGCAUGAAAGCUUGUGUUGAGAGUGUAUCCUAGAUUAGUUUGGUAGAAUUUCAUUUCAUUCCCACGAGGGAUGGACAUUCUGAUGACUUUAAUGGAUGAUGGGUAAAAUUGGCAAUAAUAAUGUUGUUUUAUGGAUAUCAAUGGAAAGUACGAACCUCAGUUCCAAUGCAAUCGGGAUGAAUACAAUAAUUUGCAAACCAUUUUCAACCUUAAUGCAGUUGAACACACAACUAAGACAAUGCAUUUGGUCAAGAAAUAUCUUUGUUGUGGUUAAGUUAGUUAUGGUUAAAAAAAGGGUUUGCAAAUCAUGGUAUUGUUUUCUUUAUCUUUUAAACUACUUCCCAACUUAAUUGGAAUUGGGGUUUGCAGAAUUUCCAUUUUGACGCCCGUGUCAUUAUGAGCAGAAAAACGAUGCUCGGAGGACUUGUCAUUGUUCGGCUGUAGCUCAAUUUGCCGUCGUUGAAGUCAAAAUGUAUUGAGUGCUAACUGCUUUAAAGCAUGCUCAACAGUGCCUAUGCUGGUUGCAGCAGAGUGGUGCACUCAUGUUGGCCUCAUUUGCUUCAAGAAACAAUUGAUACAAAAUCAGUUCUACACAAGCGACAAUAAACUGAUAUAGCUAUUUUUCCACCUUUUUCCGUUUUACACUGCCACAUGUAUGAUAAUGAUGUGACUUAAAUACCACAAGGGCACAUGGAGAACUUUGUCAUAAAAUGAAAUGAUAGCAGCAUGCAAAGAUGGAUUGCAGGACUAAAGUUGAAUGCAGCUGAGAUGUAUGAUGAUCAUUCUGCCCCCCACAUAUUUUCUGUCUUGUAUUUGACACUCUCUAGAUAGAACCAAUCCGACUCCUAUUAAUUACUGCUACAAAGUAUGGAUGUAUAUUAUAACCUUAACAUUUCUUUUGUGGAUGUACUUUUUAAUUGCCAGUAUUGAACGUGCAUCAUCUAGAUGGAACUUACGUAAAUUAUCAGGAGACUUUGCCCUUUGUUUGUUAUGUUGAAGAACUUCUUUUUCUACCUCAUUUUUCAGUUGUUGUCAGAGUGUAUCCACUCAAAUCAACCUGCACACGUCUAAUGGAACUGCUACGGUGGGCUAAAUCCCACAUACGGCAUGCAGAUCCAAAUGUAAAUAGGAAGACGGUACAGUGAAUCUAUGUUGUUCAAUGUGAAUGUGAUUGUAACUUUUUUUUAUUUUAUUUGUGCUUUGCUUGUAUGUGGUGAAUGUUUAUUUAUUUUAACUUUAUUCAAUUUUGCACUAUUGUAA